Messenger RNA from Antechinus flavipes (yellow-footed antechinus), 3481 nucleotides. RefSeq names its product adaptor related protein complex 5 subunit mu 1 (gene AP5M1). The coding region runs from base 390 to 1913 and encodes 507 amino acids. The transcript is spliced from 7 exons. Gene Ontology annotation, biological process: endosomal transport. Gene Ontology annotation, cellular component: lysosome; AP-type membrane coat adaptor complex; late endosome. NCBI's taxonomy places the organism in Eukaryota, Metazoa, Chordata, Mammalia, Dasyuromorphia, Dasyuridae. The record is from RefSeq and is a predicted model, not a curated record.
GGUUAGUUGUGAGCCUUCUGGGCCACCAUCCCGGAAGUGGAGCGGGGAGGAAGAAGGAGAGAGGUCGGUAGCUAGAAUUCUCACCGGGGAUCCCGGCUGAUUGCUUUUUGCUGGGAGCUUUCUUUGGGGCCUGUCAUUCCUUCUUCUCUGCGGAUGUGACAUGUAUUGACCGAUGCGGUCGUACCAGCUUGAGCAACAGUAAAGUAGAGGAAUUCUACUUCUUCCAUGAGCCAGAGCCAUAGGUGGCAAGGGGCCACCCGCAACUCCUGAAGAGACCCUUCAGGGCCUCAGUGGGGAUCCCCCCAACCCCAAUUUUGGGUAGCCUGCACUCGUGUUUUCUUUUGGCAGUAAUCGAGACUGGCUAUGACUUGGUCUGUUAGUGCCCAAUCAUGGCCCAGCGGGCGAUUUGGCUGGUGAGCCACGAACCAGGAACCCCGCAUAGUGGGACCGUGAGAUUCUCCAGAAGGUAUCCCACUGUUGAAAAACGAGCUAAAACAUUCAAUGGAUCAAGUUAUGUGCCUGUACCAGAAGAUGAGCCCUUCUGUAAAGCUCUGCUUUUUGAACUCAGGUUAUUGGACGAUGAUAAGGACUUUGUGGAGAGCCGUGAUAGCUGUUCACGAAUCAGCAAAGCUUCAGUCUAUGGACUUCCCGUAGGAGGAAGAGAACUGUGGCCUGUUCUUGCCCUUCAAAAAAAUGGCUUGAUUUAUGUUAGUAUUCCACUAGUUGAGCAAGCUUUGUCUACUCAUCCACCACUCAUUAGCAUUAGUGGAAUCUCACAAGCCUUUGAUCUACUUUUUGGGAUGAUUGAUUUUUUUGACUCUGGGCCCAAGACUGAAGCUGAUCUGAGUACCAAAGUGAGCCAACUACCUGAUCUGCUCUUACAUAUUUGUCCAUUUGGCACUUUGUUGGAUGCCAACUUUUUAUUAGAUAAUUUUAGUAAUCUUUCAGUAAAUCAAAUCCCCAAACAACCAGCAUGGAAAGCUGGUAGUUACAAAGGAAAGCCACAAGUUACUGUUUCUGUCACUGAAAAAGUUAAAUCCAUGCAAUAUGAUAAGCGGGAUGUAGCAGACAUGUGGCAAGUCUAUGGAACUAUAACCUGUAAGUGUGAUUUGGAAGGAGUCAUGCCAAAUGUUACGGUCAGUUUGAAUCUCCCCACCAAUGGAUCUCCACUUCAAGAUAUUCUGGUACAUCCUUGUGUGACUUCCCUUGAUUCUGCUGUUCUUACUUCCAGCAGCGUUGAUAUAAUGGAUGAUUCUGCAUUUAGUGGGCCUUACAAAUUUCCAUUCACUCCUCCUUUAGAGUCAUUCCACUUAUGCUACUAUACAUCUCAGGUUCCUGUCCCACCAAUUUUGGGAUUUUAUCAACUGAAGGAAGAAGAUUCACAAUUAAAAAUAACCAUCCAUUUAAAACUUCACGAAAGUGUGAAAAAUUAUUUUGAGUACUGUGAAGCUCAUAUACCUUUUUAUAACAGAGGUCCAAUCACCCAUUUGGAAUACAAGGCCAGUUUUGGCCAGGUAGAAGUAUUACGAGAGAAAAGCCUAUUAGUCUGGAUUAUAGGUGAGUUUCUUUUCCCUCUUUUUUUCUAUUACAGGUGUCUGUUAAUUUGGAAUGAUUGGUUAACGAUAUUUCUAUUUUCAGGGCAAAAAUUCCCCAAAUCACUGGAAAUUAGUCUUUCUGGAACAGUAAACUUCAAUGCUAUGGGUCAUCAAAAGCAACCAGUUGACACUAUUUGCAUUGGAGGUACAACUUAUGUAAAACUUUAUUUUAGGAUUCCAGAUUACACACUCACUGGGUGUUAUGCAGAUCAGCAUUCAGUUCAAGUGUUUGCAUCAGGAAAACCUAAAAUCACCACAUAUAGAAAUCCUGAAGUAACAGGAAAAAGGAGAAACAGAGGGAAUAAAAUCAUAACUUGAGAGGUAUAAAAGAUUCUUGGAUCAGGAAUUACAAAAUUGCAAAAAAAAAAAAACUGUAUAAUGAUGAUAACAGAAAAUUGGGCACUGCAUGAACAAAAGUGAAUCAGUCUCUUUUAGUUGGCUGGUUUUGCUUUCUUUCUGUAUUAUUCAUCUUUUCUUAAAGAUGUACUUCCAUCUCUAACAUCUCUGAUUUGCUUCAAGGUACAGUUUAAGUGCCACCUCUAAGCCUUUCCUAAUCCCCCGUGCUGCUUAUGCUUCCCUCUCCAAAGUUAUCUUUAAUUCAUUUGUACAUAUUUCAUAUAUGUACAUCUUGCCAUCUCCAUUAGAUUGGAAGCUCCUUGAGGGCAGAGACUGCUUUUUGACUCUUUUUGUAUGCCCAGUGCCUGGCAUAUAGUAGGCAUGUAGCAAAAUGAAGUGAAUUGUUUAACUUUAAUCUUUGUAGAGCCAGCACAUAUAGUAAACCUUUAAUAAAUAAUUGGUUUUUGAUUGGCUUCAGAGAAAGUUGAUCACUAAGUGUGCUGAAUUUUUUGUUGUUAGAGAUAAGUCAUAGAUACUAAGGAAAACUAUUUUGGAAGGCACUGGUGGUAGUUGACAAACAGCAUUAAAGAUUGUAUAAUACUUGAUGAUGAAUUGGGCCUAAUUGACUCCAUGUCUAAAACAUUUUAAGUAUUCACUAACUUAAAUAAUUAAAAUAGAUUGAAAAAUAGUUUUCAGACAUAUGUCUUGAUAAUAAGUGACCAAUUUAGCACAACCCUGUCAUAAUAUUAAAGUAAAUGGAACCAGUUUUUAAAAAGGACCAUCAUAUACAAACCAGUUUCCUUCCAUAAUUAGUUUCUAAAUAGUUGCCAUAACAGUAACAAUUAUUACUCAUUCUUUGACCAUUAUGGGCUAUAACCAUAUUAGAAUAUUUAAAAGUUACAAUAUAGUUAGGCGAGCAGUAAUCCUACUACUAUGGUAUUCUUUAGUUACAAGGAAUGAAGAAAAAUGUUAAUUAUACUUGCCUAAGAAAAGUUGCAAAAUUGAAUUUUGCAAAUGUAGAAAGGAUGAAAUUUAAUUUUUUUUAGGGGACUAGCAAAAGUUCCUGUGAGAAUAACUUUGUAACAAGUAAUCAGAAGAUUAUUUUAGCUGGGAUAUUUUAAGUGAAAGAGAAGGCAUCAAGCUCAGAAUAAGGGAUACUAAUUAUGAAGUUGCAGUAGUAAAAAUGAAAACUGAUACAAGUAUAAGUAAGGAUUUUUCUAUGAGGGUGAGAGGUUAGAAGUAGAAUAUACAUGCUAAGGAAAAUGGCAGGAUUUGGCAUAGCAAGUGUAAGGAAUAUUUGAAUAAUACCUUAUAAGCUAAAAAUAAGCAGAUUAAUCAGUGAAUAUUAAAAUUUUUACCACUUCUAGAGUAUUAUGAUGGUUGAUGGCAUAUUAACAUAUUGAUAAAUAACAUCAGUAAGAUAUAUAUAUAUGUAUGUAUGUAUGAAUUUUGUUGAAAUUAUUUUCAAAUGGUAUUGGUAUCAUUUUCACAGUCAACUUCAUAAAAGAAUUUGUGCUAUUAAAGAAUGUAUAACAUGUUUCUUGUUUCCU